This is a messenger RNA of Entrophospora candida, 892 nucleotides long. NCBI's taxonomy places the organism in Eukaryota, Fungi, Glomeromycota, Glomeromycetes, Entrophosporales, Entrophosporaceae. The record is from the annotation of a GenBank genome assembly.
AUGUCAUGGACCAUUAGGCUUGAACCGUCAUCUCCAUUCAAGACAAUUUCAAAUGCUGAAAUUUUAGAAUUUAAUAAAAUAAUUAAAGAGUUAAGGGUAAAAAUAAAAGAAAUGAAGGAACAAGUUGAUUUAGUAAAGCAAAAAACAUUCAAAGUUGAUAAAGGAAUAUCGUUACUUGAUAUAAAAUAUCACACUUUACUCCAAUACAUUACAAAUCUAUGCUAUCUGGUACACUUGAAACUUGAUGGGAAAUCGAUUAAAAAUCACCCUGUUAUAAUCAAUCUUGUUGAAUUAAGAGUUGUAUUGGAAAAAAUAAAACCUAUAGAGCAGAAAUUGAAAUAUCAAAUUGAUAAAUUGAUAAGAUCAACAUUAUUAAUAAUAAAUACUAUUUCUACUACAAUGACAAACCCUCUUUCCUUCAAGCCCAAUCCUCAAAAUCUUAUGAUAGAACCUAGUAAAAAAACUAAAGAUAAUAAUAACAAUGAAAAGAAAUCCGAUGAAAUUUAUAAAGCACCUAAAUUAGCACCGGUACAUUUUGAAGAGAAAGGAGUCAAAUCAAAACAAGAAAAAGAGAGGGCACGUAUUCUUUGGAAGGCAUCUAACUCUCGGUUAGUUCAAGAUUUGAUGCUGGAAUAUGAUGAUCGACCAGAAGAAUCCGAUAUUAUUGGUGGAUUGCAACAUCCAGGAGGAGUUCGGAUACGAGAUAAAGUAGAUAAGGUGAUAGAAGAACGAAAUAGAUACGAGGAGGAGAAUUUUAUUCGAUUGAAUGUUUCUAAAAAGGAAAAAAGGAAGGCUAAAAUGCUUAAAAAGUUUGAAGAUGAGUUUGAGAACUUGGAUGAUUUUAAAAGUUUAAACAAUAUUCGAGAUGAUGUGGAAGCAGCAGAAAAAGAAA